Molecule: messenger RNA, 869 nt
Organism: Culex pipiens pallens (northern house mosquito)
Lineage: Eukaryota; Metazoa; Arthropoda; Insecta; Diptera; Culicidae
Product: glutathione S-transferase 1-1-like
Exons: 2
Coding region: 152-799 (215 amino acids)
Biological process (GO): glutathione metabolic process
Molecular function (GO): glutathione transferase activity
Source: RefSeq, a predicted model, not a curated record
CGAUUCCAACACUACGACAAGUGCGUUAUCGCCGACAGUCGCGGGAACCCGCUGAGUCAGGGUCAGGCCUAUCGUACCCGUUCAAUUUGUACCCAGUCGAGAUUUGGUUCGAUCGGCAAACGGACGUGUACGCGGUGUGGAAUCUUAAAAAAUGGACUUUUAUCACAUUGAAUUUUCGGCCCCGUGCCAUUCCGUGCGGCUUCUGGCCAAGGCACUGAAGCUGCAGCUCAACCUGAUCAAACUGGACUUGCUCAAGGGGGAGCACCUGAAACCGGAUUUCUUGAAGAUCAACCCGCAGCACGUGAUUCCAACCCUAGUCGAUAACGACUUUGUCCUCUGGGAGUCCCGCGCCAUCCUGAUCUACCUGUGUGAAAAGUACGCCAAGAAUGACGCCCUGUACCCGCGUGACCCGAAGAAGCGGGCCGUCAUCAACCAACGCCUGUACUUCGACAUGGGCACCCUGUACCAGCGGUUCUCGACCCACUACUACCCGCAAAUCUUCCAAGGGAAGCCGGUCCCCGAAGGCACCUUCAAGCAGCUCGAGGAAGCGCUCGAAUUCCUGGAGGGAUACCUCGGCAAGACCGCGUACGUGGCCGGAGACUCCCUCUCGAUUGCCGACCUACCGAUUCUGGCCUCGAUCACGACCUUCAAGGAGGCCGCCGGACUCGAUCUGUCCAAGUACGCCAACAUCGAGCGCUGGUACGCGCAGCUGUCCGCGACUGUGGCCGGACACGACGAAAUCUGUGUCCAGGGUGCGCAAAAAUUUUCCUCGUUCUUUGCCAACGCUAAGCAGGAGUAAUUUUUUGAAAUAAAAAGUGCAAAGCGCGACCGUAUCUAAGUAGGCGGUCGCGCCCGAUAAGAUAAGCAAA